Messenger RNA from Cantharellus anzutake, 1021 nucleotides. RefSeq lists its product as uncharacterized. NCBI's taxonomy places the organism in Eukaryota, Fungi, Basidiomycota, Agaricomycetes, Cantharellales, Hydnaceae. The transcript has 4 exons. The coding region runs from base 204 to 887 and encodes 227 amino acids. The record is from RefSeq and is a predicted model, not a curated record.
CGCUGUUAGCACACAUGACCAUCCAUUGCCGUACUCCUCGCGGACGAGAUGCAUUGCUCGAGGUAGCACCUGCGACCCAAGACAAGUCCCAGGAUCGUGGGAAAGCCGUGAUCCCUGCGGCCAGGAACCCCCGCAGAUUACCGGGCCCGUCGUCAUGACGAGCCCACACAGCGGCUGCAGUGGCGAUCCAGAUGUAGUGAAAGAUGUAUAAAGUCAUGUUCAGCUACUUGCUUCUCUCUUUGGCUGCCUUGGCCCCUUUCACCCUCGUCGGGGCAAGCCCUACGGAGCUCUCUGGUCGCGCCCGAACGCAAGGAUGUGAUUUGACUCAUGUCCGCCUAAAUGACUUGCCGGCUGGGCAGAAUAGUGUCACCAUCAGAUCGUCAGCGGUGCCCAAAAUUGUUACAAUUGGCGCGGGUGUUCAGAACUACACUUGCAUAAACAACGUCUACGUUUCAACGGGUGCCGUAGCCGAGCUCUUCGACAUUUCAUGUAUAGCUGGCACCAAAGCCUUCCGCAAUAUCCAGAACUUUGCUGUUGAUCACCCAACGGGAUCCGAGCUCGGGCACCAAUUCUUCGGAGGGCAGACAAUUAACCCUGUCGUCCAUCAUUACUUCGACUUCAACCCUGUCUCGCCAGGCAUCGCGCCACGCUUCGAUCUUGCCGGAACGAAUCGUUUCACAACGUUGAAAAAGCUUGGUAACAUCCCUUCUCCUCAAGGAAAGGCCAACGUUGACUGGCUCGAACUGUCUGAAAUUAAGGGCGACCUCGCAAAAUUCGUGUACCGCACCGACACCAUCCGUGGUCAACCUCCUGCGUCAUGCAUCGAUGGUUCGCCCGUUAUCAGCAUUGACUACGCUGCCAAGUAUUGGUUUUUCGAUUCGAAUUAAGGUGGACGGAGAUGGCGAGGAUGGUCUCAUUUUGCGUUUUACAUUUCGAUUUGGACAAUAUCAACUUCGAUUGUAGUCUGGUUCCUGUUUCUUUCGUACCCAUUGGACAAUAAUGACUGCUUUUUGCUCCAUGC